This is a messenger RNA of Rana temporaria (common frog), 1027 nucleotides long. RefSeq names its product glutathione peroxidase 2 (gene GPX2). The record is from RefSeq and is a predicted model, not a curated record. The transcript has 2 exons. Gene Ontology annotation, molecular function: glutathione peroxidase activity. NCBI's taxonomy places the organism in Eukaryota, Metazoa, Chordata, Amphibia, Anura, Ranidae. Gene Ontology annotation, biological process: response to oxidative stress.
CGUCAGUGACAGCUGGUCACAUGAUCUCCGAAUAAAAGGCCUCAGACAAGUCUUCUUUCUAGACAUUCCGACAGUGUGGUCAUAGCCAACGAUGGCGUACAUAGCUAAAUCCUUCUACGACCUGCAAGCCACAAAUCUGGAAGGGGAGAAGGUAGAUUUCAACGUGUUUAGGGGAAGAGUAAUUUUGAUAGAAAAUGUUGCUUCACUUUGAGGUACGACCGUCAGGGAUUACACGCAGCUCAAUGAUCUGCAGAACAAAUAUCCGCGGCGGCUUGUUGUGAUGGGAUUUCCAUGCAAUCAGUUUGGCUACCAGGAGAACUGUAAAAAUGAAGAGAUUCUGAAUUCCUUAAAAUACGUUCGACCAGGUAACGGCUUUGAACCUGGUUUUACUGUGUUCCAGAAAUGUGAGGUCAACGGGAAAGAUAUUCAUCCAGUCUUUGCUUACUUGAAGGACAAGCUUCCUGCACCUGAUGAUGAGCCAUCUGGUCUGAUUACUGACCCCCGAUAUAUCGUAUGGAGCCCUGUACACAGGGCCGACAUAUCCUGGAACUUUGAGAAGUUUCUAAUCGGCCCAGAAGGAGAACCUUUUAAGCGCUACAGUAAAAGCUUCCAAACCAUUAACAUAGAGCCCGACAUCCAGAGGCUCCUAAAACUUGCCAAAUAAAGCAAUUCACAAUGUUUUCAUUCGGCAAAUAACAUUGGUCAGUUUUUCAGUUUUGCUUACCAACAUUUGUCUACUUAAUCACCUUUAUCUCCACUUUGCACUUUCAGUAUGUCCUACGGGGUAAUGCAGAGGUGUCAUAAUAAAGGGCCAGUUCAUCCAAAAGUGUGUAGGAUAGGGUGCACUCAUUCUGGCAGUUUUACCCGACCCUAGGAGUGGUUCGCCCCCUUGGUCUGGUUUGUUUGUGUAGUGUGAGUUUCCCUGAACCAUGACCAGGAAUGGUACCAUACCUGGGAUAUCUUGGAAGAGGUGGUCUGUCUCCGGCGUGGUUCACUUUUGGUCCAGUACGGCUUUAGAAGAGUGCAA